AUGAGCGAUGAGCUCUUCCAAUGUGCUAAACGGUCGACGCCUUGCGAUAAAAUAUCCACCCUGAUCCAGUUGACGAAUUCGAUAGUGUUUUAUACAGUCUUCUUCACGAACUGCAACGGAAAAGAUGAGUAUUGA
This is a messenger RNA of Haemonchus placei, 135 nucleotides long. The record is from the annotation of a GenBank genome assembly. NCBI's taxonomy places the organism in Eukaryota, Metazoa, Nematoda, Chromadorea, Rhabditida, Trichostrongylidae.